This is a messenger RNA of Sphaeroforma arctica JP610, 181 nucleotides long. RefSeq lists its product as hypothetical. The transcript has a single exon. The annotation marks the transcript as partial. The record is from RefSeq and is a predicted model, not a curated record. NCBI's taxonomy places the organism in Eukaryota, Ichthyosporea, Ichthyophonida.
GGAUGCGUCCCGUUUUGGUGCGGCGGAGAUUGUGAUCCCUCGGCCCAGGCCCGACUCCACAGAAGAGGUGAUGUUCUCACGCGGAGGCACGCACAACGCCAUCACAACGGUCAGCAGUCAUAUGGCUGCGCUGAUUAUGGACGAGAGCACCAGAGGCUCCGUCCCCUCAUCACCCGCGAAG